Cydia splendana is the source of this 955-nucleotide messenger RNA. Its product is annotated as NFU1 iron-sulfur cluster scaffold homolog, mitochondrial-like. The transcript is spliced from 5 exons. Gene Ontology annotation, biological process: iron-sulfur cluster assembly. Gene Ontology annotation, molecular function: 4 iron, 4 sulfur cluster binding; iron ion binding. Gene Ontology annotation, cellular component: mitochondrion. The record is from RefSeq and is a predicted model, not a curated record. Bases 97 to 897 code for a protein of 266 amino acids. NCBI's taxonomy places the organism in Eukaryota, Metazoa, Arthropoda, Insecta, Lepidoptera, Tortricidae.
CGAAGUAGUCUAUAUAAAAAAAAUUGCUUUAAUUUGCUUAGGAACAAAGAUAAAACUUGUAUAUUUCGAUUAUUUCGUCGUAAUUCAAUUGUAAAUAUGUUGCGGAAUUCUCUAAGACUUUUUCGAACAGGAAAUAAUUGCGGGCGUAUUUGCGCCGCAGCUUUAAACAGAUGUGAUUCUAAACAGUUUAGCGGGAUUUCAUCACCAUCUUUGGACAGAACGAAUGACAAAAGUAAAGUUUUUGGAACAUGCCAAUGCCGCAGUAUGUUCAUCCAAACUCAAGAUACGCCAAACCCAAACAGUGUGAAGUUUUUACCCGGUGUUAAAGUGUUGGAGCCAGGGCAUACUAUGGACUUCCCUAAUAUGGCAGCGGCUUACUGCAGUCCACUUGCAAAAAUGCUUUUCCGCAUUGAGGGUGUAAAAGCAGUCUUUUUUGGACCUGACUUUGUAACAGUUACGAAGCAGGAUGAUGAUGUGGAAUGGAAACUGCUAAGGCCUGAGAUCUUUGCAACAAUUAUGGACUUCUUUGCCAGUGGCUUGCCUGUUGUUACUGAUGCUAAACCUUCUGGAGAUACUCAAAUCAAUGAAGAUGAUGAUGAAAUUGUACAAAUGAUAAAAGAACUUCUUGAUACACGGAUCAGACCGACAGUACAGGAGGAUGGUGGGGACGUCUUAUUUGUGGACUUUAAAGAUGGGGUGCUAAGGCUCAAAAUGCAAGGUUCAUGUUCAUCAUGCCCAAGCUCUAUUGUCACUCUAAAAAAUGGGGUGCAAAACAUGAUGCAAUUUUAUAUCCCAGAAGUUCUCUCAGUAGAGCAAAUAGAUGAUGAGGGCGAGAAAUUAAGUGAAAAAAUAUUUAGACAAUUUGAGGAAGCCAAAACUAAAGAGAAAAAGGAAUAAUUAUUGUGUAGAUUAUUUCAAUACUCAUUUUUAAAUAAUUGUAUGAAUAUGUUGUAGA